ACCGGGCGAUGCAGUUCCAACUGGGAUGGUUUGCACAUCCUAUUUUUAAGAAUGGUGACUAUCCUGAUGCACUGAAGUGGCAAGUUGGGAACAAAAGUGAAAUCCAAAGUCUUCCACAGUCAAGACUUCCUUCCUUUACUGAAGAAGAAAAGAACUUCAUCAAGGGAACUGCUGACGUAUUCUGUGUAAAUCAUUACACUACAAGGGUAGUGAGCUAUUUUACAGCUGCACUUCAGCCUCACUCCUAUGAAUCAGACCGGGACAUGAGAGAAGCAGAGGAACCCAGUUCACCAACUACAGCCAUUCCUAACCAAAAAGCUGUGGCCUGGGGCUUGAGGAGACUCCUCAACUGGAUCAAGGAGGAGUAUGGUGAUCCAGAGAUUUAUAUUACUGAGAAUGGAGCAGCAGUAGAAUGGGAUGACUUUGAAAGAGUAAUGUUCUACAAGACCUAUAUCGAUGAGGCUCUCAAAGCCAAUAACCUUGAUGGUGUGCGGUUGCGAGGAUACACAGCAACAGCUUUUAUGGAUUCUUUUGAGUGGCUGCACGGGUACAAAUUUCUAUUUGGGCUGCACCACGUGGACUUCACAAACCCAGAUCGUCCAAGAACACCAAAGUACUCAGCUCAUUACUAUUACAACAUCAUAAAGGAUAAUGGUUUCCCCUUGCCAGAUGAUGAGAAGAUGCUUUAUGGUCACUUCCGAGAGGAUUUCAUGUGGAGUUCUGCUUCAGCAUCAUACCAAAUUGAAGGAGGAUGGAGGGCAGAUGGAAAAGGUCUAAGCAUCUGGGACAAGUUCGCUCACAGUCCUUCCAAAAUAUUAAAUGAUGACAAUGGGGACAUAGCCUGUGACAGUUACAAUAAAAUAGAAGAGGAUGUUGCGAUAUUAAAGCAGCUGAAAGUCAGCCAUUAUCGUUUCUCCUUAUCCUGGCCGAGAGUCCUUCCUGAUGGCACUAUCAAUAACAUUAACGAGGCUGGAAUCAACUACUACCAAAGACUUUUGGACGCACUGCAUGCUGCAAAUAUCCAGCCACAGGUUACUCUGUACCACUGGGAUCUACCACAAGCUAUAGAGGAUUAUGGAGGCUUUUUGAAUGACAGCUUUGUUAAGCUUUUCAGGGACUAUGCUGACCUCAUGUUUGACCGUCUUGGUGACAAAGUGAAAAUUUGGAUCACCUUUAAUGAGCCGCUCGUUGUAGCCCGCCAUGGAUAUGGCUUUGGAGACUUUGCCCCAGGAAUCAGUUCAGGACCAGACACUCUGCCCUACAUUGUUGGUCACAACCUGAUUAAAGCUCAUGCCGAGGCCUGGCAUCUCUACAAUGACAAGUACAGGGCCAAACAGAACGGCAUAAUCUCCAUCACAAUCAGCUCUGACUGGUCUGAACCCAGAAACCCUUAUAGACAGGAGGACUAUGAUGCUGCACGACGUGUGGUGGAGUUCACUCUUGGCUGGUUUUCCCAUCCCAUAUUUAAUGGUGACUACAGUGAAAUUAUGAAGACAAGAAUAAGAGACCGAAGUCUAGCUGCUGGUCUACCACAGUCUCGGUUGCCUGAGUUUACUCAAGAGGAGAUUAAGAGAAUUAAGGGCACUCAUGACUUCUUUGGAUUGAACCAGUACACAUCUGCCCUGGCAUUCCCUGUGGACCAUGGAAAUAUUGCAAGCCUUGAGGCAGACAUCGGUGCGGCGACAGUUCCUGAUCCCACUUGGUUGGAUUCAGCCUCCGUCUGGCUAAAGGUCACACCAUUUGGUAUCCGCAGAUUGCUGAACUUCAUCAAAAAUGAAUAUGGAAAUCCACCAAUCAUCGUCACUGAGAAUGGAGUCUCAGAGCAGGGACCUAUUGAUCUAAAUGAUGUUCACAGGAUCUACUACUAUGAACAGUACAUUAACCAGGUGUUGAAAGCUUACUUGCUUGAUGGUGUGGAUGUGCGUGGUUACACAGCGUGGUCACUGUUGGACAACCUAGAGUGGGCUUCUGGCUUUUCACAGAGAUUUGGUCUGUUCUACGUUAAUCGCUCAGACCCUAAUCUUCCUCGAGUGCCUAAGAGCUCUGUAAAUUUCUAUGCCACAGUCAUAAAGUGCAACGGAUUCCCUGAAUCAGGAGUGCCUGAACCCAGAGUCUGGAGCAACAACCACGCCAACAGCUGCACCACCAGUCAACAUUAACAGCGUGAAAUUCCUUGGUCUGGAUCUCUCCGCCGAUGAUGCUGAGACUGGACUUUACACCACAUUUGCUCUACUGAUUGUUGCAGUAGUAAAAAAGUCCAAGAAAAGUGAACAUGUGGACAGUAUCAAAAUGGAGUGCAAAUAAGCUGAUGUGCAGUGUAGGCCCCCGUAAACAGUAUUUGAUUGCAGACCCUUAAAGACUGAAAAAUACUACUAGGCUCAUCAGACAUAGAAAAUUGUAAGUUUCUCAUGACUUAGUUAUUAAAUCCUUGUACAUUAUAAUUUGCUUGACCACUGCUGCAGCAUGAAGAUUUGAGAAUCCCCCAAAAUGAUUAAAAGUGUCAUUUUAUCCUGUACUCAAAAAACAUAAAAGUAAUUUAUGUAAUAAGAAAAACAAUUUUCAGGUUAUAGUACAGGAUGUAACAUACGCCUCAAAUUUGAAUAAUGUUUUUGUAUAUGU
Molecule: messenger RNA, 2619 nt
Organism: Haplochromis burtoni (Burton's mouthbrooder)
Lineage: Eukaryota; Metazoa; Chordata; Actinopteri; Cichliformes; Cichlidae
Product: lactase-phlorizin hydrolase
Exons: 10
Coding region: 9-2159 (716 amino acids)
Biological process (GO): carbohydrate metabolic process
Molecular function (GO): lactase activity
Source: RefSeq, a predicted model, not a curated record